This is a messenger RNA of Cololabis saira (Pacific saury), 2436 nucleotides long. Its product is annotated as MAGUK p55 subfamily member 3-like. The record is from RefSeq and is a predicted model, not a curated record. Gene Ontology annotation, molecular function: protein binding. Lineage: Eukaryota; Metazoa; Chordata; Actinopteri; Beloniformes; Belonidae. Gene Ontology annotation, cellular component: cell-cell junction; plasma membrane. The transcript has 19 exons. Bases 244 to 2004 code for a protein of 586 amino acids.
GAUGGAGAAAUACAACCUAGUGUGUGUCGGCCAGCCGGAGUGAACGCGGAGAGGGACGGAGGAAGAGCCGGGAGCUGCAGGCUGAUCGUCCAGACAAAAGAAACGCGGAGAGGAGGCUGGAGCAGCUGCGGUUAUCAACUUCAUCCACACCUGAGCAGCGGCAGAAAACACAGGGAUUUGUGGGAAACCGACAGCUUUGCUUUGCCCCCCUCCCUGUUCUCAAGCCUCCUCAUCCUCCUCUGAAUGAUUGACAGCAUGCCCAUCGUGUCUGCCAGCACAGGGCUGCAUGAGACCCUGGCCCUGCUCACCUCUCACCUCCACCCUGACGCCAACCACAAGGAGGACCUGGUCUUCCUCAAAGAUGUCUUCAGCGAGAAAAGCCUCAGUUACCUCAUGAAGAUCCAUGAGAAACUGAAGCAGUAUGUGAAGUACAGCCCCAUUCCUGUCCUACACAGCGCCUCCUGCUUGGCUGAGGACCUGGCAGAAGAGCUUCAGAACGGGCCGCUGGACGAUGACGAGCAAGAACUCCUGCUCCUGCUGAGCACUCCUCACCUGAAGGCGGUGCUGUCGGCUCACGACAUCGUGGCCCAAAAGAAAUUUGACCCAGUGCUUCCACCGUUGCCUGAGGAUCCGGACGACGACCUGGAGGAGGAGUCCGUGAAGAUCGUCCGUCUGGUUAAGAACAAGGAGCCGCUGGGAGCGACUAUCCGGAGAGACGAGGCGACGGGUGCUGUGAUUGUGGCCAGAAUCAUGCGGGGAGGGGCGGCCGACCGCAGCGGUCUGGUUCAUGUCGGGGAUGAGCUCCGAGAGGUCAACGGAAACCUGAUAACGCACAAAAGGCCAGACGAGAUUAGUCAAAUUCUGUCUCAGUCUCAAGGAUCAAUCACCCUGAAAAUCAUCCCCGCUGUCGCAGAAGACGACAAACUGAAGGAAAGCUGGGUUUAUCUCCGGGCUCUGUUUGACUACACGCCUUUUGAGGACAAGGCCACGCCUUGCCAAGAAGCCGGACUUCCAUUUAAAAAGGGCGACAUUCUUCAGGUUGUCACCCAGGAAGACGCCACCUGGUGGCAGGCCAAGAGAGUGGGGGAGUGUAACCUGCGGGCCGGACUCAUCCCCUCCACGCAGUUCCAGGAGAGACGCCUGAGGUAUAGAAUGAAAAUGGGUUCCCUACCCGGCCCUACGUCCCCCAAAACACCCACAUAUGUGCGGAUUGAGAGAGAAGACUGUGACAGUAAAGCAGCCCUGAAUGGAAAGGAUGUAGCCAGCUUGCGUAGAAGUUUCCGCCUCAGGAAAGAUCGCCAGGGUUCACCAGGAGAAGCACAAACUCCAGACGCCAAUCACCCAGAGUUCCUCAUUUACGAAGAAGUCACACAAUAUUUGGUGCAUCCUGCUGAGAAGCCCCGCCUUAUAGUCCUCAUAGGUUCAUUAGGAGCUCGGAUCACUGAGCUCAAGCAGAAGGUGAUUGCCGAGCAUCCUCGAUGGUACAGUCUGGCUGUCCCUCACACCACCCGGGCCAGGAAGAGUCACGAGAGGGAAGGAGUGGAGUACCACUUCAUCAGCAAAGCAGCUUUCGAGGCCGACAUCCACAAUGGCAAGUUUAUUGAAUACGGGGAGUAUAAAGAUAAUCUGUAUGGAACCAGUUUGGAGUCCAUUCACAGAGUUUUGAAUCACAAUAAGAUGUGUCUAGUGGAUGUGCAACCAGAGGCUCUGAGCGCUCUCCGAACAGCCGAGUUCAAACCUUUUAUCGUCUUUGUGAGGCCUCGCAUCUAUGAUGGUCAAAGAAAACAGUUUGGCUCCUCUUCCUCUCUCAGUGCAGGGAUCACAGAGGAGGAUCUUCAGGAAAUGAUCCAGUCUGCAGAGCGGCUGAGCGAGCGUUACGGUCAUUGGGUGGACUACGUCCUGCUGAAGGAGGACCCGGCCAGUGCCUUGGCAGAGCUGCAGGUGGUGCUGGAGCGGGUGCAGACGGAGCCACAGUGGGUGCCCGUGAGCUGGGUGAGGCGGUAGGACGAUGCAAGACUGCGCUGCAGCUCUGCAGGGAUCCGGUCUUCACUGCCAUGUCAUUCUACCUGUCCGGGUGUGUUGUAGCAGAGUGGUGUUGAUAUUGUAAAAGAACUUGUUUUUUUUCCCCCAUCAGUUUGGACAUCACAGCCCGUUGUAGACGGAUCAGUGAAAGUGACAUCAGUAGUCACACAGAGCCAGUACUGGUGUACAUAUUGUAUAUAGCAAGAGUGCAGUGGUAGAAUUAAGACUCUAACAGGCAUGCAGGACCAAGUUUAAGGCUAAUCAUUUAGGAUCUGUACUGAUUUAUGAGGUCUGUUAGAACAGCAGCAAUGAUGUGAAGUGCCAUAUUGAUCAUAAAAAUAAAGAAGUUUGCAGACUGUGUCCCUACUGGAGACCUAUUACCGGUUGUCAUGGAUCUGAAAGAAAAUAAAUGAU